AUGUCUCCGCGCUACCAAGGUCUCGAGCACCACCUCGCCGCCGCCCUCCCCUCCGCGUCCUACGAGAUCAUCUGCACCGUGGAUGGCCGGCUAUACCACGCGGCCUUCGCUUCUGCUCGAAAGCCUGCGCAGUGGGCGCCCUCGGGCUUGCAGGGGAUGCUUGUCUUCGGGCGGGACCGCUGCCCGGAUGGCGGGUAUUGGUUCCGGCUGAUUGACCCCGAGGUGAGGACGAAGAGCAAGGUGGUGUGGGCGUAUAGUAUACAAAAGGGCAUGAAGUACGAGAAGGACAAGCCGUUCUUCCAUUCGUUCGCUGGUGCUAGUCGGCAAUACGGCUUCCGCUUCGACGACGACGAGGAAGCGGACGUUUUCUUCGACACGGUCACGAAGACCCUUGCUCCGCCCAAGCCCGUGACCCCAAAGAAGCGAAGGUCGCUGCUCGGCGCGCGGCGUGCCAGUGCUCCUCUGGUAGUUUCCGCCCCCGCUCAAGGAUCCUUCACCCACCUCGCCCAUAUAUCCAUAGACGAGAAGGGCUUCCUCGAGGCGUCGGAGUCGGUCAACCCGGAGUGGCUCUUGGUCCUUGAGCGGUCGGAAACUUGA
Molecule: messenger RNA, 597 nt
Organism: Gloeophyllum trabeum ATCC 11539
Lineage: Eukaryota; Fungi; Basidiomycota; Agaricomycetes; Gloeophyllales; Gloeophyllaceae
Product: PH domain-like protein
Exons: 3
Coding region: 1-597 (198 amino acids)
Source: RefSeq, a predicted model, not a curated record